AUGGCCUGGUUUGGGCGAACUAAUACGAAUGUAGCGAUCGAGGACAAAAUCAGUGAAGCAGCUUCGGAGUCCAUUCCUAACGGCGAGAUCGAUCUUGCCGGUGCGCUUGAAAUCAGUGAUCUGAUCCGCUCGAAGCAAGUAACAUCCAAAGAUGCCAUGCGUGCUUUGAAGAGACGUUUUAUGAGCACCAAGAACCCAAAUCUUCAAAAAUCUGCGUUGAAGCUUAUUGACUUCUGCAUCAAAAACGGUGGAGAACACUUUUUGUUUGAUAUUUCAUCGAAGGAGUUCAUAGAUCCAAUAGUGUCCACGCUACAUGAUAAGACUCUGAAUCACACAGUGAAGGAAUAUUUACUACAAUUGAUACAGUCAUGGUCGAUCAUGUUCAGCACUAACCCGAAAUUGGGUUACGUCAAUCAGAUAUACAAUAAACUUCAGAAAGAAGGAUUCGAAUUUCCGAUGAUUACUGAUGCAAUAGAGAGUACGCUUAUAGAAUCCAAGGUCGCUCCCGAGUGGGAAGAUUCUGAUGCUUGCAUGUUGUGUUCUACGCUUUUUACCUUUUUGAAUAGAAAGCAUCACUGUCGUUCGUGCGGUGGAGUGUUCUGUGGAACACAUUCUUCAAACACCUGCGAGCUACCAGAACUCGGAAUAACGAUACCGGUUCGUGUUUGUGAUACAUGCUACCAGGAGCAUAAAGGCAAAUCAAAGCUGUCUAAAAAGAAAUCCAAGAACGAUACGCCCGCAGGGGAUGAGGAUGAAGAUUUGAAACGUGCAAUUGAACUCUCUUUGAAAGAGUCAGGAGUUUCCAUAGAAGCUCCUGUCUCGUCAAAACCAGCACCACAAGCUGCUCCGACAGAGGAAGACGAUGAGGAAAUGAAGGCCGCCAUUGCAGCUAGUCUUGCCGAUUUCCAAAAACAGGAAGCAGCAAAACUUCAACCCGGAUCAAAGUUGGAGCCAACACCACAGCCAAGUGGUCUGUACUCAAAUUUACUUCCUGAAAGCCAAAGCGUGAAUUCCUUGUACACACCAAGCAACAACCCUGCCCCUCCAGCUUCACAACCACCACCGCAAACAUUUUCUCCUAAACCGGCACCACAGAUCGACUACAAUAGCAUCACUGGCGUCGAGGAGCAGAACAUUAUUCUAUUCGCCCAACUUGUCCAGAAUCUGAAGAUCGCUCCUGUCGAGAAGAAACUAAACAUCGCUAACGACCAGGCCUUAAAGCAUUUGCUUGUUAGCAUAAACCAAAUCAAACCCAAGAUUGAAUUCCAACUGAAAAGGGAAGUGGCAAAUUUGGAAAAGUUCCAGGACUUGUACUCCAAGACUUUUGCGGUCACGAAAAUUUACGACGAGAUACUACAGCUCCGAAUUGCUCAAUCACAGCAAACGUAUCAUCAGUACCCUCAGCAGGCAUACUAUACACCACCUCCAGCGCCAGCUGCUAUUCAGGCUUCUGAUCCUGUUUCUCAGCAAAACUCCGGGUCCUACAACGUCCAGUAUGCUCCGUUGCCUCACUUAAACUCCGUCUCCCAGCAGCCUGUUCCAUCAUCUCCCUCCCAAUUUUACCCAGCAUCGCCUGCUAUUCCCGACCAGCUGUCUCCUGUGGCCUCAUACACGGAUGUUCCGAAACAGGAGCCUGAAAAACCCAAAGCCCAGGAACCUGUCAAUCUCAUCGAUUUGUAG
This is a messenger RNA of Ogataea polymorpha, 1680 nucleotides long. RefSeq lists its product as uncharacterized. Gene Ontology annotation, cellular component: ESCRT-0 complex. The transcript has a single exon. The coding region runs from base 1 to 1680 and encodes 559 amino acids. The record is from RefSeq and is a predicted model, not a curated record. NCBI's taxonomy places the organism in Eukaryota, Fungi, Ascomycota, Pichiomycetes, Pichiales, Pichiaceae. Gene Ontology annotation, biological process: protein targeting to vacuole; protein transport to vacuole involved in ubiquitin-dependent protein catabolic process via the multivesicular body sorting pathway. Gene Ontology annotation, molecular function: metal ion binding; phosphatidylinositol-3-phosphate binding; ubiquitin binding.